GCGCAGGGUAUAUUUAGAGUCUCCCUCCCCUUAAGCGAGUCGAUCGAGAAUGAGUUGUUCUUGCCGCAGUUUUCGACCAGCUUGCGCUCCGGCGGUAUCGAGCGUGGAUCCGCGAUCAGGUCCGCUUUGUGCCUGGCCGCGCGUGUGUGUGAGUGUGUGUGUGUGUUUGUAUGAUGCAGAGCGCACCCAUUCACGGUUGCCAUACAGUAGAGCGACGACAACGACGAACAAAAUUGUCCGAUGUAUAAGUUCUGACGCUUGCAAAAAGUGAAAAAUUCCUUUCCGAUUUCAAUAACACGCUCUCUUUCUCGCACACGCACAGUGAUUGAACUGCUGAUCAGAAACAACUAAGUGUUCCAGUGCGGUAGAGAUCCAACUCUGCACACAAACAAAGCGUAGUAAACGAUAGUACAUCGAUGUAAAUCAAUCGAUCGUGUGUGUGUGUACAUAAGUGAAUAAAUCGUUUCUUUUUUGUCGAUCGAGCUUUCCUGCUCAACUUUACGAUGGGAAAUCAACCUACCAAGCACACGAUAGCAAAGCCCAAGAAGGCAGUGCACUGGAAGUCAGCAGAACCGCCGUCAGCUCCUGGAAAGCCGGCACUUGUUCCAGGCUCACCAUCGUCCGCGCCUGAUAUUGUAACCAUCCGUUGGAGUCGUCCUACCACUGAUGGAGGCUCACCAAUUCUUGGGUAUGUGGUGGAACAGCGGCGAACCGGUUCCCCACACUGGGUCCGUACCUGUCCAUCGCUCGUGCAGCAGACAGAACUAUCACUGAGCGGUCUAGAACCUGGUUGGCGUUAUCAGUUCCGCGUGAUGGCUGAAAAUAUCGUCGGACGUUCGGAAAGCAGCGAGUUAUCCGACCCACUAACUGUGACCCUGCAAAGGAAUGCCAUCUCGGCCCCUCGAUUCGUUCACGAACUGUUCGAUGCGACCGCUGUCGAGAACGAGAAGGUAGAGUUUCGCGUGCAGGUGGUUGGCACACCGGCACCCCAAAUCAGUUGGUUUAAGGAUGGAUUCGAGAUCUACAGCAGUCGGCGGGCGAGAAUCAUCACCGAGGCAGACGUCAGCGUACUUGUCAUACAUCAAACCGCGCUAACAGACGAGGGUGAGAUUAAGUGUGCGGCUACAAACCGUGCCGGUCACACGGUAACCCGUUGUCAUCUUACAAUCGACGCAUUUCCGAAAAUACGUCUGCCGCGUCAGUACGAAGAUGGGCUGCUUAUUGAAGCGGAAGAGGUAGUUCGUAUGAAGGUGGGUCUGGCAGGACGUCCGCCACCGUCCGUAGAGUGGAGCCACAACGGAGAGCCUUUGGAUAAUGAUAGCCGGCACGAGAUCGUGACCACGGAAAAGAACUCAACGCUCAAGAUCACCAGCACCAAGCGUGACGAUCGUGGAGAAUAUCACAUUCGCGCACUCAACAAAUUGGGCGAAGACAAUGCUUCCUUUCUGGUAACAGUUACCGCACGCCCAGAGCCUCCCGGACGUGUUACGGUGGCCAUCUCAUAUGGUAAAACCGCCACACUCAGUUGGUCCGCACCGGAAGAUGAUGGUGGUUGCAAGAUCGGUAACUAUAUCGUUGAGUACUAUCGGGUUGGAUGGGAUGUGUGGCUUAAGGCGGCCACCUGCCGUCAGCUGACCGCCACGUUGAGUGAUCUGAUCGAAGGCUCUCAAUAUCGUUUUCGCGUGAAAGCAGAAAAUCCGUACGGGUUGAGUGAUCCGAGUGAAGAGUCGGACGUGCUGUUUGUGCCUGAUCCAAGACGAGGUAUUACAGACGCAUCAAAAAUGCAAGAACAACCAUCCACCUUACCACGCAAACGACGAGAUCAUUCUCAAUCGCCCUUGCGCGAACCGACCUCCAGGCCCAAGAAAGCUUUUACUCCGGAACCGUACGGCCGUGACGAAAUCAUGCGCGAAAUGUCCUACGGUACUCCGCUCGAUCUUGGUAUGGGCCAUGGUUAUACCAGUGGGACGUCACCAGUUCCGGCUCUAGUCAUUACGGAACCAGCCCCUCUAGCCGAACCAGAAUCGGAGUCGGAAUCUAUUGGUCCCGCAACGAAUGUGGGUCGUGUGCCAGUUGUUAGCAUGCCAUCAUCGCUCAAGGCAAUGCAAAAGUUCUCCAAAGAACCUAGCCCACUUUCGUUGAAGCUGUCGGAUCGCGACCUAUCCUCCAACGGUAAUAGCUCCGACCAGAUGGGGUCUGGCUCUGUUAGCGGUGCGGAGCUCCAAUCCAACCAACAACCAAGCCAGAAAGCGGCCAUUCACAAUAGCUCAGAGUUCAUGUUGGUCCUCUACAACGAGCAAGAAGCGAAGAAAUCCACACCAAGCAGCACCGAUGGGUUAGUACAUACUGGAUCAGUACCACCGGGUGUUGUAAAAUCACCUUGGUUUCGCUGGAAAUUUCAAAAGGAUAGGUACUUCCUCCAAAGACUUUUUACACGACGAGGUUAUCCAGGUAAUUCUACCUUCGACUUUGAGUUAGAUGAACUGGUGGCUCCUCCACCACCCCUAUCGCUAUCUGCGCCGGAGCUUAACGUGGAACCACCACCCGCACCGACCAUGCGUGUUGGUGUUAGUUCGACGGAACUGCUCUACGAACGAGCUAUGGCUCGCUUCUAUCAAGCCGUGGCAUAUGAAGAAUCGGAGAACCAGCGUAAGGAAGCUGAACAGGAACAGGCUAUCCGACGCCGUCAAGCAGCUGUUCAAGAACAAUCGCAGGAGGAUAAGAGUACUACUGUUACCACCACAACCGUCAGUAAUCGAUUGGCCGACCGUAGAAGCAGUUUGCGUAAACGACUCUCGGGAGAUAAGGACUCGAUCGUGAAGCAGUCCAGCUUCGAGCAGGAUCAAGUCCUUCCACAACCACAGAUUCAAUCCCAACAACAGCAACAACAUCAGCAUUCCCAUACCACACUAGCCGAGGAAACGAUCGUCGAAGAACCGUCGCAAGGUGUGGAACAGAUAGAAUCUUUUACCUCACUACCGAUCGGGUACUCCGAGGGAGAGGAGUCCGUGUCAUCGUCGAUGAACUCGAUGAUCGAGGAGCUUAAAAGACGUGAACAGCAACAAAAGCUCCUCGAACAGCAGGUUCUCGUCUUACCGAAACGCCGUGGCUUUAUGGAUGAUGAUGAAACAGACGAAGAACCUUACCAUCCAGGUGCGGAGCGCAUGCGAUCACCCUACCAAAACCCCGAUCCAAGUCAAGCUAUAGAAAUCCUCACUAAACCGAUGCCUCUGCCAGAUCCAAACUUUGUACCGAAACCCAUCCUCAAGCGUCCAUCGACCGAGAUACUGGCAAAGGCAGAACAAUCCGCUAGUAAACAAUCGAACAGCAAUCUUCAGCUCAGCUUACCUCAAUCACCAAAGCAACCUACCCCAGAGCGAGAGAAAUCGCCCGCGAAAAUUCCUUCUCCAGCUCAAACAACGGAAGAAAAACCACCACCAGCAGAGCCACAGGAACCACAUCCGGAAGAGUAUCCUCUCUCACAGAAGCAACCUCCAGAGGGACAGGAGAUUGAGCGUGCCAUCGUCUCCGAAGCAGCUCGUCAGCGUCGACACGAAUCACGUCAGAACUCUAUCGAAGAGUCUCGUGCUGUGGCCGAUUUCUACAGCGAUAUGGUACAGCAGAUCGAAAGCUCGAAGAAACCUCGCAAACUACCACUCUACAUGAGCCCGGACGAGGUACGGCGUUUGAACGAGCGUGAAUACUCACGAAACUCUUCACGAGCCGGUUCACGAUCGCCACUACCGCUGGAAGAUGUGUAUCUAAUGCGUGGACGAACUUCACGAUCGCCAUCACUCUCUACCGAUCAUCCAAUUGUUAUCCAGCGUGGUAGUAAACCAGCUCGGGAAAGCAAAAUCUUGAGGCAACGAUCGGCUUCCAUCGAAAGCGAUGCUACCGCCAGACCACCGUCCGUCGCGAGAGACACUUUCGUCAGUCCGGUGCAGCUUCGGGAUGAAGAAAAUGGUCGAGUUAGCAGAGCAGUAGAGAAGAAACGUGGUCCAAUAUCUGGUGCUGCUGUCAGAAAUCGUUCAAGAUCAAAUUCGGCCAUUAGGACCGGCAUACAGAGCACGGUAACUUCGAAAAUGGCUUCACCAACUGCAUCUCCUUUGCCGAAUUCAAAUCUACGCAGCGUCGCCAAUAAACAACCGACACCGGAACCUCCAGAGCCGGAAGCUCCAAAAUCCAAACCUCUCAUUAGCACCCCAGAACCGAUCGAGCCGGAACCAAAGGCUCCGAUUGCUCUAGAGCAGGAAGAUAUAAAGCCUACCGUAUCCUACCUGACAGAUGUGGCUUUGUUUGUGAUUGCCUGUUGGUUAUAUCUGUUCAAGAAUCCCAAACUAGCCAUCCCCGUCAUCCUGCUGAUCAUGUACCGACACAUCCGGGAAGCUGUCAAGGACAAGAUUCCUGCCUGGAUGCGACGAACUGAGGUGACCAGCUGAGGACCUCUCGAAAAUCGCAAAAACCUUUCCGAUAAAGACAUUGUUUCACCAGCCCGACAUCGUGUCAGCAGGCAUUGAUUUGUAUUUAGUGUUCCGUAGCCAGCACUACCAGUUGGGGACCAGCCAAGUAGUCGUGGGUGACGCUUUACGAUGCCGGUUCCGUGUUCAGCACCGUGUUCGCGUUCUUUUGCUGCACCACUUCACUUGGUGUGAAUAUACUUAUUAUACGUUCUAGUGCAUCCGCAGUACUGCACAUAAUCACGAAAACGAGGGGCAGAGACAUCCCGCCAACGAUAAGCCACUUCGGUCUCUAAUACUCCCCGCGCAAAAAAAAGAUGAACAUUUACGCUUAAUUUAAUAUUACACGACAUUAAACGAGUGUGUAAUGCGAUGCACACUUACUGGCACACAUACUACACCGGAUCUACUGUGUUGUAUUACACUUGGGAAAAAAGGUAGGAACCUUCAUGCGGGAUCGUGUUUAUCCCCGGACGCAACCGGAUCAACGUACAAGUGCCACAAGUGCACACGAAUGUCCCGAGUAUGCUCACGAAAGCACACACACACACUCCACAUGAUUAUUUUUGUUACCUCAAAUUGUUGCACUUUCACAGGGUGAAUCGGUUUCAUUCACUGUGCACCACGGCUAACUGUCGGCAUUGUUUGCUACCAUUUUCGUUGGGUGGAAGAAAUGACGACCGUCUUACACAAUUCCCACUACCACCAGCUAGCUGUUUAUCCUAUUUGUAUCGUUUACGUUAAGAAUGGAUGUUAUGUACAUAUAAACGUUUUUUUGAAAAAGCGAAUCGAUAAGAAUCGUGAAAAUAAACAUAAUAAAAAAAAUCGUUCAUAAAACCGACCAA
Molecule: messenger RNA, 5302 nt
Organism: Anopheles funestus (African malaria mosquito)
Lineage: Eukaryota; Metazoa; Arthropoda; Insecta; Diptera; Culicidae
Gene: MnM
Product: titin homolog
Exons: 4
Coding region: 504-4439 (1311 amino acids)
Molecular function (GO): protein binding
Source: RefSeq, a predicted model, not a curated record